Ixodes scapularis (black-legged tick) is the source of this 1045-nucleotide messenger RNA. RefSeq names its product probable U3 small nucleolar RNA-associated protein 11. The record is from RefSeq and is a predicted model, not a curated record. Gene Ontology annotation, cellular component: nucleolus; small-subunit processome. Bases 75 to 836 code for a protein of 253 amino acids. Gene Ontology annotation, biological process: rRNA processing. Lineage: Eukaryota; Metazoa; Arthropoda; Arachnida; Ixodida; Ixodidae. The transcript has 8 exons.
AAUGGCUGCCGCCACUGUGUAGAAAACGCGUGUUUCAGGGAAACAUUCGGCGUGGAACUUAUUAUUUUAGGACCAUGUCGUCCUUCGCGAAGGCUGCGAAAGCUAGCCAACGGAUUCACAAAGAACGCCAGCAGCCGGAAUCCCGGCGCCACUUGGGCGUGUUGGAAAAAAAGAAAGAUUAUAAAUUAAGGGCCAGAGACUACCAGAACAAACAGCAGAAGCUCAAGCGUCUUCAGCAACGAGCCCUUACCAGAAACCCCGAUGAGUUUUAUUUUCAUAUGAUCAACUCUAAGCUACAGAGAGGCGAGCACCAUGAAAAGCUUAAAGGCGAAGAAUUUACACCGUCCCAACUGAAGCUGAUGCAGACGCAAGAUCUCAACUAUAUCACCUUGAAACGUGUGGCAGAGGCGAGGAAAGUUGACAAGCUGCAAGCCAACCUGCAUCUGCUGGGUGACGACAAUGGGCCCGUCAAUACCCACACCUUUUUUGUAGACUCUAAGAAGGAAGUGAAGAACUUUGACUUUGCCAAGAAACUUGGCACACACCCUUCUUUGCUGGACAGAGCCUUCAACCGGCCAAGACUCGAAACGCUCAACAAGGAAUCCCUCGGCGAGGUGCCUGAUGAAGUUAUCCAAGAGGCUACGAAGGAAAUGAAGAGGAGCUAUAAGGAACUCUCAAAGCGUCUGAUGAGGGAAAAAGAGCUCAAGGUGGUCGGGCAGAAAAUGGAAAUAAAGAAGAAACUGCUCGACAAGAAGCAUCCACCCAUGAAGAAGGUGAAAGAAGGCACAAAAGAGUCUGCUCCAGUCUACCUUUGGAAGAAAGAAAGGAAGCGGUAAAUAAAGAAGACACAUUUGGUUAACAAACAAGCUCACUGUUUCAAGCAACCCCCAUCUGCUCUUGAAUGGUGCUGCAUUUUCAUAACAACAAUUUACGACUCGUAAGUGAUGUUCUGAAUUUCUCAAUUUGCUAUGAAACAUUAUCUAGUUUGGAUUUAUUCCAAAGUCUCUUUUUUCUCGUUCAGCAAUAAUAAAUCUAUCCUUGCCUC